Messenger RNA from Pristis pectinata (smalltooth sawfish), 4102 nucleotides. Its product is annotated as ERBB receptor feedback inhibitor 1-like. Lineage: Eukaryota; Metazoa; Chordata; Chondrichthyes; Rhinopristiformes; Pristidae. The record is from RefSeq and is a predicted model, not a curated record. Gene Ontology annotation, biological process: regulation of keratinocyte differentiation; negative regulation of epidermal growth factor receptor signaling pathway. Bases 228 to 1604 code for a protein of 458 amino acids. Gene Ontology annotation, cellular component: extrinsic component of cytoplasmic side of plasma membrane. The transcript has 4 exons.
AACAGAGAAACAUUUAAUUAGAGUGAGGAGCCAGAGCGAGGAAGAAAUAGAAUGCAGUCUGCAGAAAUGUUGAUGUAUUCACUGCUGCAGUGAGCCGGGACGAUUGGAGAAUUUACGCCGGAUUUCCUUCCCCAUGAAACCCAUCAGGAGGUAGGAAUGCACGACUCUGUUAACUUGAAGACAGCACACAAACUUUAAAGGAUUGGUGUCUUCCCUAAAUUGCCAAGAUGUCGAGCGCUGGACUGGCAGCACAGGAGAUCAGCAGUCCACUGACUAACUGCUUCAUGCAUGGCACUCAUGGUGUCAUCAACAACAAAAACUGCUGGAAUCAAUCAAGUACCUUGGACAACAUCUACUUUGCAGAAGCUGCAGCCGUGACCUGUGCUUUGAAUGCUGCCCCCCAUAAACAGUCCUAUAUUGUACCUUCAACCAACCGACAAGAAACAGAGCCACUUGGACUGAAUAGACACUGCUGUUUUGGAAGCUGCCUCAGAUCAUCCUUCCACAAGCUGCGACCGCCACCUCUGAAAAUGCAAAACUGUGAGGAGCCUUUUGUACAGCUGGAGAAGGACCAGCUGUUGUCUCAGUUUAAGAAACUCUCAGUGAACAGCAAUGUGCUGUCGCCACCUCAAACACCAGUGAAGGGAGCAACUGCACUAAUUAAUAUUGGAUGUUCCAGUGACCGAAGCUCUAAGCCACUUCCCCCACUGCCUUUCUCUUGUGAUGUGUCCUUUGAUGAUGUGGACAGUGAGGUCGAGUCCAUUACAAGCUCUGAAACUGACUUGCUUUUGCGGGACUACAGACCACUGAGCUUCAGAUAUGGUGCUCCUAGCAGAAGGAGCUUCCGUGGAUGCGGGCAGACCAACUAUGCCUACUCCGAGGGUGUUGGUCAGAAUAGAUUGCCAGAGAAUUACCACGUUAUAAAAGAUAGUAAACUGGAAAAUAAAGAGGUCACUGAACAACCUGCUCGGCCCCACCGCAAAUUACGGAGGUCACAUUCAGGCCCAGCUGGAUCCUACAACAAGCCCCCCAUGUUGAAAAAUGCAAGCUGCCUAUCAAGCUCAUCGCCAAAUUCCAAUGAGGUGAAGCCUGAGAUUCCCCCUCGAGUACCCAUACCCCCACGCCCAGUGAAACAUGACUACCGGAGAUGGUCUGCAGAGGUAAUGUCAGCCAUGCAUUGUGAUGAAGACAGACCACCAAAGGUUCCUCCACGAGAACCCAUGUCCAGAAGCAAUUCACGCACCCCAAGUCCCAAAAGUCUCCCGGCCUACCUCAAUGGGGUGAUGCCCCCAACACGAAGCUUUGCACCUGAUCCCAAAUAUGUCAGCAACAAAGUCCUCCAGCGGCAGGCAAGUGAUGGGGCAACGACACGGGUACCAUGCAUUUUACCGAUCAUUGAAGAUGGGAAGAAGGUGAGCUCCACACAUUACUACCUGCUUCCUGAGAGACCUUCCUAUCUCGACAAAUUUCAGAAGUAUUUUGUGGAAGCCCAGGCCUCAGAGGAAUCGAACGAUUGCACAACAGAAAGCUUCAAGACAUUUACAAUAACCAAACCAGUGACAGUAAAACAGAAACUCGUUUCCAAUGUAGACUCUCCUCAGUAGCAACAAAGAAAAAGUAGCAAAGAACAAUCCCAGUCUUAUCAAGGCUCCUGGUUGCAGGAUCUACAGAAAAAGUAAACAGAAUUGCAGAAUGUGAUCCCAAAACCUCAGCUAAAUUCCACAUAUUACAUACACAUGUGGAAUAUGACUUGACCAUUGUCGAUAAACCGGUUCUUGAAAAAUCCACAGUGAACAGGAUGCCUAGUUAGGUUUUUGCUGUAUAAUUUUUUGUGACCUUUUUCAUCAGGAUGUCUCAGUUGUUUUUAUUGCACUUUAUCUACUUUUGAACUUUGCAAAAAACAGUGAACUAGACAUUGGGCAUGGUCACAAUGCUCUUUGAUAUUUUGGCAGGUGCAGUAUCUGUUUUGGCCCUUCAUUGAUCGUGAACCUCAUAGAAAACCAGCAGAGAAAAGAUUAGCUUCUCUGGCCAGAACCUUUUUUAUCUAACUGUUCAGAGAUCCUUUUGGUUGAGAAACUGGCAAUUGUUACAGGGCAGUGUACAAAUGAUCAUACUUGGUGUCAAUUCAGCUCAGGGAUGCUCAAUGAAGGUCACCUCUCACUUAAUGGCUAUUUAAGUGAAAAAGUAUUAUGUUCAAGUGAAGGGAUAGAAUUAAAAGUCUUUUUAAGCACAGAACUGCCACAAAUUCUUUUCCCCUUCCCAUCUACCCAAUAAUUUUCAGCAUUGUGUUAUGAUGAUGGAAAAUCCCAAACUUCAGAAGGAAUGGAGUGGGUAUUCCAUUUUACCCAGAAGAUUAGCAAUCUGCAUGCUGCUAUUUCUUCUCUAUUUUCCCCCCUUGUUUUGAGUGGAACUGAAGUCAGUUAUGAAUGAGGUUGGGGGAGGAAGGAGGGUAUGCUGUGGGUAGGGGCUGCUGGUGGGAAGGGCUCAUCACUAGAUGUCUACUCCCCAUCUGUCAUUCACUGCAUUUUGGCACUGGAAGCUUACCUGUUCUACACCAUUCCAACACAAUGCACAAUAUGAUCUGCACUUAGCAAAAGAAAUGCAGAUGAUCACUGGCGGUUUAACAGGAUUUGUUGCAAUCAAGGCCCUAUUAGGUACAGGACUGAGGUGUGGUUUUGACAAGCUACCCUCUGAUAUCAUAUACUGUACAAAUACCCAUUCUAAGUGAUGAAAUAAAAUGGAUCAUGAAAGGCAUGAGUACACCCAAAUCUGCCCUUGUAUACAUAUGGUGUCUGGGGCCAGACACUGGAUUUUGAGCCAGAGCCACACAGGUCCAUAAUAGCUACUUUCCAGGAGUUCUUGCCAUCCAAAAUGAGUGCUGUUUUUUGAGGGACACAAUUUCUAUCUAUGGGUUACAUAUGCCCCUUACUGAUUCAAGCCUUGGACUCUUCCAUGUUGGUAAUUAGUAUCACUCUAUCAUCUGGAAUUGGGGGAGGAGGAAGGAGGACCAAGAAAAGCUGUUCAGGAAAUCAGUGACAGAAGGCUCCCUUCUGAAAGCCAAUGAAAAGGAAGGAAGCUUCAAGCAGAGAUUAAAAGAAUAUUCUACCCCUCCUCGAAUAUGAGUAUAUUGAGGGAAAACUUGGAGAAAAACAGCUUGUGUUCUAAAACAAAAAAAAAUAGGUUGAGUAAAGGGAAGCAUGGUAAGAGGUUCGAUACUAACCUACAAACUAGUUUACAUGAUAUAGGACUGGACUAGGAACCUACAUGAAGAAUCAUGCAGUUACUUGUUUGAAAGGUUUUACAUGUCAGAAACCAAUUAACUGUAUGUAACAUAAAUGAAGGCCUAUAUUUCUGCUCUUGUAUACUCACUGGCUGUAACAUAUUUUGUUUCUAUAAUAUUUGUUGAAAAGCUCCAGAACAAUGUUUCUGUGGGUCUGUGCAGUAUUAUUACAUUUAUUUUUUAAAAAAUCUUGGCUGUCUUUACUUUAAAUUGUAUUGUUUGGUAUGGGCUUUUGAUUUCUACCAGCAUACAACUGCUCUCCCAACAUAAUUUGGCGAUAAACUUGCUACUGUGACAACCUAAUGUAAACUCAAUGCAUGAUCAGGAAUACACCUUCACACUGUUCAAGCUCUGACUUUGACCUGUAAACGAUUCACAAAAAGUAGCUCCCUUGGGGUGUGUUUAUAGACUUUCUGCUCUCUUGUAGCUUAAGUGAAGGCAAGAACAGUGACAGCAAUGAAUUACAGAUGUUGUGCUAGGGUGGGCACUUUCAUACAAACCAGCUGCACAGGAGUCAAUUGUUCCCUCUUGCUUGGUGUCUAUAGAUGUACAGGAACUGAGACUGAAAUGCACACACAUGAGCUGAACAUGGUGAAAGAGAAUAAUUCAUCCUUUCUACUAAGCGUGUACUGGGUCAAAAGAAAAACUUGCUGUUCACCACCACCGGCUGUUCUAAAGUACUUUACAGUUGAUUUGAAAACGUGGUUGCUGGUAUAAAGUGGAAGAUAAUUUGUGCAUAGCAAACUCUUGCUAACCGUUAUGUGAAGAAAUGACCAGAUAAUUUUUCUUGAUGCCCUCUUUGUGUCCAAUUCCAGCUUUCAU